CAGCAUCACUACAAGCUCCCUACAACCUCAAUACAAUAGGCACACGCAAUCAUGUCUGCGACACACCCCUACGUCCUCGAUGACGACAGUGACAGGCCCACGAGUAAUGAGGAGAGCGAAUUUGAUCUUAUCGACUAUGACUCUAAUGACGACGAGCCCGAGGUUAUCUCUCAUCAUCACUGUGCUAGCUCGACUUCCUCUGCACCUAACCUUGUAAGAGCUUCUUCUCUUCAGCCCUCAGAAGUCGUGAUAGGAAGUUACCGCUUGGGUAAAGGUCUAGUCAUUAGACCAGAAAGCACAGUGGAGUUGCAUGGCCACUUGACACAUGAAGCCGAUAUCAGGCAUAGUGGGGAUUUCCUCCGCGUCAAGUACAUCGUCAUGAACUUGGAGACAGAUGAGGUCCGGCUCUGUGGUCAUCGAAUGCGGCGCGUUAAAUACCUUGGUCAGUUAUUUGACUGGCAAUUGAAUGAGCUCGCAAUAGUGCUACGUAUCAAGGAACAAGACGAGCGCGCUCCACUCGUUGCUGGACUAGAAGAUGUCAACAUCGACGAGGUUUACCGCAUACGCGAAUGCAUGCUUACAAACAAGCCGUAUCCCUUCCUCAGUUUCCGGGCUAGUGGCAGAUUGGCUAUCCCUGUUGGCAUGAGUCAAGAAGAGAUUAAACUCCAAAUCUUCCAUGCAGGGAGACUUACUUGCAGAGUCAUCAACAUACAGUACGUAAAUCAACACGGCAAAUCAUACAGUGGCAUCGUCCGGUACCUCUAUGCAAAGGAGGCAGACAAACUUAGCAACUUGGAUCAGUUGAUGCAAGUCGGUGCAUCUCGAAAGACAGCAAUAUCUAUCGGAGUUGAAGAUGAUGAUUGCGUAAUUGUUACUAAAGAUUGCUCUACUUCUAGGAACAGGAAGCAUCGUAGGCGCGCCGGUUCUUCUGGUUUGGCCACUCCAAGAAGUAAGGCCAGAUUCAGUAGCAAGAGAGACCAACUGACCUAUGGAGACGUCUAUUGUGGCGUCGGUGGUGCAUCUCAAGGCGCUUUGCAAGCGGGCUACUCAGUUGCUUGGGGGCUGGACAAGGAUGAUCGCGCUAUCGAAGCUUACAAGCUGAACCACCAUAGUGCUUACUCGUUCAAGAUGGAUGCACAUGAUUUCCCACCACAAGGUAUUAGCAAGAAGGCAUGGAGGGUAGAUGUCCUCCACCUGUCACCUCCAUGCUGCUAUUGGAGUCCUGCGCAUACUCAACCAGGACCCAAUGACCAAGCCAACUACGAGGCGCUGUAUACAGUCGGUCCAAUUCUGAAGAAAGUGAAGCCUCGAGUGGCAACACUCGAGCAGACCUCUGGUUUGUUAACAAACAGAGAACAUAAACGGAACUUUUUCAUGCUGCUCAAUGAUAUUGGCCAGGCUGGAUACGACUUGAGGUACAAGGUCCAAGACUUGUCAGAAUUUGGUCUCGUGCAGCAACGUAAACGGCUUCUUAUCAUUGCUGCUAGGCGCGGGAUGCCUCUGCCACCUUUCCCCAAACCCACUCAUGGGCCUCCUGGUAACAGCCUCAAAGGUCUUAUCACUAUCGCUGAUGCGCUCCUGCCCUUGAGACAUCCUGGGUAUGAAGCCACCACCGACCCUUAUAACCAACCUCGUUUCUUUACUUCUCCUAGAACACCGUAUAGUGUAAAUUCGUACCUGAAAGGGUGCAUAACGACCGGAGGAACUACUGCGUACCAUCCCUCUGGCAUGCGGCCCUUCACUGCAAGGGAACUAUCUCUUCUUCAGAGUUUCCCGCGCACUUAUCAAUUCACUGGGUCGAAAAGUGAGGCGACGAAACAGGUGGGAAACGCUUUCCCCCCCAUAAUGGCUGAGGCUUUGUACCGCAGCAUAGCCAAAACCCUGAAGACAUAUGACCAGGACCUAAUUGGAGCGGAAAAUGUCGAGGAGCUUUUCAACAAUGACGAAGAGAUCAUCAACUUACUCAGUGACGACGAUGAAGAGAUUGAGAUUCUCAGUGACUGA
Messenger RNA from Bipolaris sorokiniana ND90Pr, 2004 nucleotides. RefSeq lists its product as uncharacterized. Lineage: Eukaryota; Fungi; Ascomycota; Dothideomycetes; Pleosporales; Pleosporaceae. Bases 52 to 2004 code for a protein of 650 amino acids. Gene Ontology annotation, molecular function: methyltransferase activity. Gene Ontology annotation, cellular component: nucleus. The transcript has 5 exons. The record is from RefSeq and is a predicted model, not a curated record.